UUGAGUAAAACACGUAACAAAUAAAAACGGAGCCUUAGAGUUUGUAAAGUACAGAAAAAAAUAAAUGCAAAGGUUUGCGUACCAGGGCGCUGUUUAGUAGCCUGUUUAGUAGUAGUUUAGUAGCCUAGUGGUUUAGUAGCCUGCCGACCCUUACGCAAGCACGGACGGCAAUGUGUAUGUCAUAAUAUUGCCUGAUAAUGAUAAAUUAAAGGACUGUGCAGUGCGACUUGCGUUAAGUACGGGUAUGCUGGUGUGAAUCUGGGCAUCAGAUACGGAUCAUGAAUAUACUUACUAGAUAUGCAAAGCGCAUUGUAAGGUGCAAGUAAGAAAGUUACAAAAUUAGUACCCAUCAUCAUCGUUAAAUUUUGUUCUUAUUCGUCAGUGAAUUUUUAGCGCGUGUGUAAUACCAAACAUACUGGACAAAAGCUGCCUGCUCUUCUAUGAACUGCGAUUUUUUCGAAGGCCGUACAAGUUACAAUGUUAUUUGACUAAAAUAUCACGAGAUGGAUGUCGAAUCCGACAACCCAUUUCAGCUUUGUGCGCUGGAUUACGAUAUCGUUGAAAUUGGCAAUCAAGUGCGCGUACUGCACAACAACAUGCCAAAUGAGUAUCUGUCUGACAUAAGGUCAUGGAAGUACCCAUUUCUGGAUGCUUUGGAAGUAUGCGCAAAUGACCCGCUGUACGGUUCGGACCACGAUUCGUCAAAGCGCGUUUGCUGUCUGGAACAUCUUCUGGAUCGUUUAUUUGCAGUGAUCCAGUUUUCUGGAAGUGCCGCAGAAAAAACCCUUGCCGAACGUUCCAACCAGCUGACACCCACAAUGCAAGGAAAACAAAGUGCAAGUGCGAUCUGUCAGACAUUCGAAAUGAUUUUAAAGAACUGCCAGCUGCAUUCUGAUGAUACAACAGACAAGCGAAAAAUCUCAGUAUCCACGCAGCAAACUGAGGACAAUGAAAUUAGGAGCCGAAAUCCAUGCAGCCGCUGUUUGGAAUUGUCAGUAUUUCUUGAUACCCUAGCAGGGCAUCUUCGAGGGAUCCUUGCUCAGUUUCCAGAAUCGUAUACGCAAGUAAUUCCCGGUUGCAAGUUGCAAGACGAAACUGCAAGUUUGCGUUUCUUGGAAUCCGUGAUAAUAACCCUUGCGAAUAUACGCCGGAGUACUGACACAUUGGUGGUUUCGUCAUGCACACUGCAGGACAAGGCUGCAGAAUUAGAUGCCGUUUUUUAUGAUCUUCAGAGCUCCUGUAUCGGCUUUGCAAGCGAAAUCGAAACACAGAAUAACGAAGCCAAGCAAACAAAUGCCGACAAGAUGGCUUUCUCUUAUGACCUUUCGCAGCUUUGCGCUGCAAUUACAUCCCUCAAGAGCUCUUUGAGUGUUGACAGAGAGCGCAACGAAAGGCUUUCCUUACAAAUUAUGAAAAAAUCGGAAAUCUUAACCCGGAAGCGCAGUCAUUUUGCUGGUUUGGAGCAGAGCCUGUGCGCAGCCAUGGAAGCACACAGAACCGAGCUGGCUGAUUACGAGCAAAACUAUGCCAAUAUUUGCUGUGAACUGGAGAAAGUUGGAAGUGCACUAGCGGAAUUCGAUGGAUUCGAUAGGGAUUGGUCCAGUAAAGCUGCUGUUUUUCAAAACCGAACCAAAGAUGUCCGUGAAGAAUGGCACUGCUUUCAAAAACAAAUCUUGGAGCAAAGUCGUGAAAUCGAGGCACUUCAGGCUGAAAUUUUUAACAGCGCUUCACGGAAGAGCAAAAUCAGUUUAGGCGAAGGUGAGCCGAGUGACCUUGGAAGAAGCCGGAGCGUGGACGUGCUGGAAGACUUCACAACCGAGACAUUGCUGCACCUGGAUCAAAACAUGUGUGGAGAUGUCGAUCGACCAAUAACAGAGUGCGGAACACACGUAACCACAUCCGAACUUGCCGAAGAAAAGGGGAUAAACACAUCUCACCCAACUGACAUUCACGCACUUUUUUCGGAGUUUCUGGAGAUACCGGAUGUGGGAAAACUGCCCGAAUGGGAUCUAGUGUCGGUCACUCCUGAUUUCGGAAUUGCCGAGCUUCCUGUAGUAUUCCAUUCCAUACCUAAUUCUGUCUCACAGAAAGAACGGCAGACACAUCCGGCCACAGAAAUCAAAAGGUGGUCGCCGAACGACGCAGCUAAAGUUUCUUUACGUCAUAUCUCGAAGUUUCCCAUAAAAUCAGACAAAGUUCUUGCUCGACAAAGCAUUUCCACUUCUGGUGUCUUGGUCAGACCUGAUGCUAAGCCUGCUGUUAAAAUCGGUUUGCCUGGUUUGCAGCCUUCUGCACAGAAACUCCGCUGUAUGGUUCCCCAAAAGCCAAUGGAGUCGGCAUGGAUCAUUUCAAAGCCCACACAACAAACAGUGAGAAAAUGAACGGCUUGCAAAUUGUGCACCGUAUUCAACUGAUCUGUGCCGGCGUUGCAUUGCUGAAGUUUAUUGCAUCUUUAGAGAUCCUGUGGAUACUCGUAAAUUCUGUGCAGCAUAUCUAUGCGGUCUAAGCGUUCAAACUGUUUAUAAUUUCUUAAAGGUAGUUGUGAUCACUUUUCGAACGUAGAAAACUCCAGUUGCAUAGUGGGACUGUUAAUAGUUUAUUAGUCUGUAAAAGGUUCCGUAAUUGUGGGUCCGUUUUCGGACCGCAACACGAUGGCUUCGAAGGUGUGCUAUGGUAUGUAUCACUGGGUAUGUAUUAUUAUACUACUCUGUAUUUUUGUAUUUUAAAAAGUUCGUAAACCUAAAACAGAACCUGUUUCUUUUGCCCUGUGUUGGGCAUAAAGGCGAAAUGCAAGCAUUCAGUUUGCGAUAUUCGUCAUUCUGUAAAAACUGGUAAGCAACUCCCGGCACU
Paramacrobiotus metropolitanus is the source of this 2850-nucleotide messenger RNA. RefSeq lists its product as uncharacterized. The transcript has 2 exons. NCBI's taxonomy places the organism in Eukaryota, Metazoa, Tardigrada, Eutardigrada, Parachela, Macrobiotidae. The record is from RefSeq and is a predicted model, not a curated record. Bases 504 to 2381 code for a protein of 625 amino acids.